AAGAUCCAUUUGUUAUUGUACACCUUGAAUAUAGUGUUAUACUUUUAUACAUGACAAAUUAAUUUGUCAUGCUUUUAUAUAAGAAUUUUUUAAUUUAAUCAGUGAUCAGUGUAUAAUAACAUUGAUUAUAUUAUUAUAAAUACUAUAAGUAUAGCACAGAAUAAUAUAGUUAGGUCACGGAUUAAGGUCAUUGCUCAUUUUACAUAAUAUAUCACAGAUCCGAUGCGUACCCAGUAUUCGUGAUGUAGGUUAUUAUCUUAAACCGUGUAUUAUGAUAAUACGUUUGGAAAAAAAAUAACUAUGAGUUUUAUUAUAUUAUAAUAUUUUGACAUCAAAUUCAAGCUUAUAGCAAAUAAAUUAUUGACUACGACUACCUCAAAUUGAGACCACUAAGUUUUAUUUUUUGGAAUAUAAGUAGAAACAUUAUUAAGAUAAUUUACAAAUAAUUACAGUACAGUUCACAAAAAAAAUGUUGAAAUCAGUUUUGAGACAACUAUAUAGACAUAAGUCUUCAUCAUCUUCUGAAAAUAUUAUAACAACUAUCAAGUCAGUUAAUUCAUAUCGUAUAACUCUUUCAGAUCCUAAAACUAGAAAUACACUAUCUAUUGUUGCACUCCAACAUUUAAUUAAAGAAAUAAAAAAUGCAGGGGAUGAUUUAUCUUUAAAAAGUAUAGUAUUAUGUGGAAAUGGACCUGUUUUUUCUGCCGGACACAACCUCAACGAACUUAGCAUACCAGAAAACCAGAAAAUGAUAUUCUCAUUAGCUACAAAACUUAUGAAUACAAUGAUAGAUUGUCCUAUACCUAUUAUAGCAUGUGUUGAUGGUAUAGCUGCAGCAUCGGGUUGUCAAUUAGUAGCAGCUUCAGAUAUGGCUAUUUGUUCAAACCGCAGUUCUUUUUCAACACCUGGUGUAAACCUUGGUUUGUUUUGUUCUACUCCAGGAAUUCCACUGACUAGAGUUAUGUCAAAAAAAACUGCGGCUUAUAUGUUAUUUACUGGUACACCAAUCAAUGCCGAAGAAGCUCUUAGAACUGGUCUUGUUAGUAAGGUUGUUCAACCUGAAGAAUUAGAUGAUGAAAUUACCAAGUUGACAAUAUUAAUUGGUCAAAAAAGCCGUUCUGUUAUUACUUUGGGGAAGAAAUUUUUCUACCGACAAAUCGAUGAAAAUAUUAAAAUGGCAUACAGGAAUGGAGAACAAAUUAUGCUAGAUAAUUUAGAACUCAAUGAUUGCAAAGAAGGUUUACAAUCAUUUGUUGAAAAAAGAAAACCCAAUUGGUCAAUUUAAAAAAUUUUUUUUAAAAUUUUUUUAUUGGCUUUAAAUAUUUUUUAGUAAUCUUCAUAAUUUAUAUAAAUAUAAUAUAUGUUAUGGGAAUAGAACAAAAUCCGGUCCCAAUUUAUUGUAUUCUUAUUAUUUGUAUUCAUUGCAGAAUUGUUAAGGAUACUUUUCAAAUUUAUUCAGACUACGUAUUUGAAUAAUUGGUGUAAUUUGUAUUUAAAAUACAUUGGUCAAAAAGUAUUUGAAAAGUAUUUGAAUACUUAACAAGCCUGAUUCAUUGCAAAAUACAUAUUAUUUUGUGUACCAAUUUUAAUAUACAUAAAUAUGUUAUUA
Metopolophium dirhodum (rose-grain aphid) is the source of this 1609-nucleotide messenger RNA. RefSeq names its product enoyl-CoA hydratase domain-containing protein 3, mitochondrial. Gene Ontology annotation, cellular component: mitochondrion. Bases 470 to 1285 code for a protein of 271 amino acids. Gene Ontology annotation, molecular function: hydro-lyase activity. The record is from RefSeq and is a predicted model, not a curated record. NCBI's taxonomy places the organism in Eukaryota, Metazoa, Arthropoda, Insecta, Hemiptera, Aphididae. The transcript is spliced from 7 exons.